AUGGAGACCUCGCAGCCGUCCCUGGUUGCUCCUCCAUCUCUUCCGCAAAACCCUUCCCUAUCGCCGUAUCUCGCUGCCUUAGCCCUCUCGUCCCCCGUCUUGUCCGUUAACGACGAAGACACUAAUGGCGAGGAUAGAUCCACGCUCCUGUCCCCUGCGGUUGCUUCUCCCGCUGCGCCGAACUUCCGCUGCCGCUUCCGCACGCCGCUGUUCGGCUGCGUGGCGCUAGACGCGGUGCAGCGGGAGGUGCGCGGACGGCGCGAGCUUGCGGAGCGGGGAGCGCUGCAGGCGCAGGGGGAGGGGGGGCGGAAGCAGCAGGAGGGGAAGCAAACGGCAGCGCAAGAAAAGCGGAGACUGGCGCAGGAAAAGGGAAAGGGGACGGGGAUAAACCAGCAGCGGCUGGGGGCGGAAUCAGCAGCGGAAGGGGAGGAGGCACCGCGCAUCAGCCACGAUCUCGCCAUGUUUGUCGGAGGCCCAAUCUGGGCCGUUGAUUGGUGCCCUCUCCCUCGUUACAGUCACACCCAGUACCUCGCCGUCGCCUCUCAUCCCCAUCUGCGCCCAUUCUCCCCCAUUGGCGUCCCCCUGUGCGGACCUGCGCUGGUGCAGGUGUGGGCGGUUAGACUGGCGGAGGGGGACGGGGAAGCGGAGGGGGAGGGCGGGGGGAAAGGGGAGGGGGAAGGGGAGGGGGAAGGAGAGGGCGGAGAGGAGGGGAGUUUGCCCUGGUGGAUGCUGGCGAGCGGAAGGGGCAGGGGGAGAGGCGGGCGGAGGGGGAGAGGGGCGGGGAGAGGUACGGGGAGAGGAGUAGAAAGCGGGAGAGGGAGAGGGAGGGGGCGAGGGAGGGGGAGGGGUAAGGGGAGGGGGAGGGGAAAGGGCGGGGAUGCCACGAGCGGAGAAGCAGGAGGUGUUGGGGAGAGGCAGGAAAGUGCCGGGGGGAGCAGUGUGGGAGUGAAAAGGAAAGCUGGGGAUGAGGCAGAGGAGGAAGAGGAGGAGAAGGAGAAAGAGGGGAAGGAGGAGGUGGGGGAGGAGGGAGAGAAGAAGGGGCAGAGGGGAGGAGCAAGAGAGCAGGAGGGCCUCAGGCGCAGAUGGUGCUGGGGAUUGCACACCAAGGCGGACUCACUCGCUGUGCCAGGUGGCGGCCACUGGUUGGUGGGCGAGACAGCAGGGCAGGUCAAGGAGGAGAGGAGAGUCUUGGGUUGCUGGCGGCUGCCUUGGGAGAUGGCACAGUUGCAGUAUGCCACCACCUUUCGUGCUCCUCUCGCUGCCCCUCCCCUGCCUUCUGUAUCUCCCCACGGCAGCUAUCACGUGCCACUGCCACAGCAGGACAGCAGCCGGUGGCAAGGCAUUAAACAGCAGCACCAAAAGCAGCACGAGCAGCAGCAGAAGCAGCAGCAGCAGCAGCAGCAGCAGCAGCAGCAGCAGCACAAUCACGAGGCGCCAUGGCUCCUCCAACCGGCUCCCCACGGCCCUCUGCUCGCUCUGCAACCCGUCUUCCACUGGCAGUCCAACCCAGCCCAUGGCCCCACCAGGCUCCCCUGCGAGCUCGCGUGGAAGGUGGAUUCAGCCUCUCCUGCCGCCUCUCCUGCCGCCUCUCCUGCCGCCUCUCCUGCCGCCUCUCCUGCCGCCUCUCCUGCCGCCUCUCCUGCCGCCUCUCCUGCCUCCUCUCCUGCCUCCUCUCCUGCCACAUCAUGCUCCCCACAUCGCGCCACCGACCUCCUUGCUGCCGGCUUCCAGGAUGGUUCCGUUCUUGUGUGGCGGCUGCAGCUUGAUCACCUUGUAGCCAAUACACCAGUAAUACCACCAGCACCAACAGCAGCACAGGCACCCUCAGGACCCAAGGCACAGCCACCACUGGCACUGGCACCCGCUGCACCACCGCCAUUCUCACACAACCCCAACCCCAUCCUGUCCUUCCCCUCUCCUCAGGUGCUCGUGUGGCGACUGCAGCUUGAUCACCUCAUAUUCAACACUCCAGUAAUGGCAUCAGGAUCCAAGGCACAGCCACCACCACUGGCACUGGCACCCGCUGCACCACCGCCAUUCUCACACAACCCCAUCCUGUCCUUCCGUGCGGAUUCAGCUCUCAUCCGCUCCCUCGCCUGGCUGCCCACGCCCCUGCCACCUAAACCCCCUUCACUGACUGCUGUUGCGAGGACAGGGAGAAAGGGGAUGAGGGACGGGCAGGAGGCGAGGAACGGUAAGCAUUGGGGGAAGGGGAAGGAGGAGGAGGACUUGGAAGAGGAGGACGAGGAGGGGGAGGAGGGAGAACAGGAUACGGAUGGAAAAGGGGAAGAGGAGGAGGAUUUGGGUUCUGGAGGAGAGGAUGAGGGUGGAGAGGCGGCGGUGGAUGAAGGGGAGGAGAGCACGGUGCUGAUUGUGGGCAGCCAGUCUGGCAUCCUCAAGUUCUGGGACCUCAGGUGCCUGGUGAUUGCCAUGGAGGAGAUCGUUGCGAGUCAUUGCGAUGCGCUGCUCCUCGCUCUCACAGUUUUUCGCUGGCACCCCAGGAGUCGUCUCACCUCUCAGUUGUUCCUCCUCUUAUCGUUCUCUCGAUGCCUCCUCCCAUGGCAUGGCAGGGCCCUGGUGAUUGCCAUGGAGGAUGGGUUCCUGCGAGGCAUUGCCGUGCGCUCCUCCUCACUCUUACACCUCAGAAGUCAUCCCACUUCUCAUCUUCCUGCCUUUCUCGUUCUCCCAUGGCACGGCAGCGCCCUGGUGAUUGCCAUGGAGGAUGGGUCCCUGCGAGUUCUCGCCAUGCGCUCCUCGCUCUCGCACCACCCAGCGCUGCCCUUCCCCCUCAGCCAGCAGCAGCAGCAGCAGCAGCAGGGAAGGCAGGAGCACAAGGAGGAGAAGAAUCGGUACAACCGGCGCUGGGUUGUGUCGACGCUCUCCCUCAGCACCGCUGCAGUGUGGGGCGCCUCUGCCUCUGAUGCCACAGGAUGCGUGGCGUUCAGUGGUGCAGAUGGGUCCAUUCGAUGCGUUCAGGUAAGAGGCUGA
Closterium sp. Naga37s-1 is the source of this 2988-nucleotide messenger RNA. The record is from the annotation of a GenBank genome assembly. NCBI's taxonomy places the organism in Eukaryota, Viridiplantae, Streptophyta, Zygnematophyceae, Desmidiales, Closteriaceae.